AGUGACCAAAUGUGUCUUUAACCGGGAAGGAAAAGAAGAAACAGAAAAGUAUCCGAGUAUUUUUUUUUCUGGCCUUCGUUGUUCCUCCCUGUGUCCCUCACACGGUUUCGUCUGUCAAGCGAGAGCGCAGAACCACAGAUCGACGGGGGGAAUCCGGCGGCAAAACAAUCAGAGGUUGAACAUAAUGGCAAUGGCGUUGUCGUGGAAUCAUCUCAGUGCCUAUCAGAAGGCACCGUCAUCUCUCCAAGUAGUGUGCAGAAGGAAGGAACGAGAUAGAGGAGGAGAUCAAAUCCAUCCUUACAAAGUCAUCGAGAUCACUCCGCCUCCUAAGAACCUCGGCGUCCGCUGCUUCCCUCCCAACCUGCAGUGUGGGGAGAGUGUGACGAUUGAAGGGCAAACAUACACGAUAUCGUCGGUCACUCAUCGGUACCAGCUCCGGAAGGGGAAGUACGAACCCAGCGAGAAGAGGCUUGAUGUUCUGUCCACAGGGAGAUACAUCUUGAACCUGUAUCUCGAAAAUUUGCUUGAACAAUCUUGACCAGCCGGCUAUCCAUCCAACCUAAUCCUCUUUGACCAGCAUUAUGUUUAGCUCCAAAACCGACUCUCAAGCCUGAAUAUGCCGAUCUCUUAUUUAUCUUAGCGCUGCACAAAGCUCGUGAGGAACUUGUUUAUAAGAUUGAACUCUCCCUAAGCAUUGCAAAUCUGCUAGCUUCAUUUGUAUCCAGCAGCAGCUGAGUACCCGGUAGCAAUAUCUCGGCUAUCAGGUCCAUCUUUUGUAAUCCAUAAGACUGUUAAGACUGUACCAUAUCUAUCAUCAGGAAGCGUACAUUGUCAAUCAUCUGAAGUAUCUUGUACCGCGCAUAGAAUCUUGUAACGAUAUUUCAAUGUGUUUAGGGUGCUUGCUUUCUCUUACGACUUAAACGCGCAGCUCACUCUCUUGCCCGUCUGAUGUUCUGUGUUGUAGGCAAGGAAGGAGUUAGUUAAGGGCACCGUUUGGUGGUGAGAGGUCUUGGCUGGCUGGCAAUGGAUGAUGGUGGGACUGGGACACUGAGGUGAGAUACGAAUACGAUUGCUUUGUCUGCAUGAUGAUUUGUUAUGUGUUAUUAUCUCUUCCCAGAUUUUUUCCACUGCAAUUUGCAUGCUAUAUUAUGAAAAUGAUUUGUCUCGGACAUGCUUUUUUGAGGGCCUUUUUUGCAUUAGGCCGAUUGAUGGGUCGAUUCAUUUUUGUGUGUGGAGAUUGAGGUUUUCGUCCCCACAGACUUUGGAAGCAUGUCUAUGGUUGUUUGUUCUUCUCUCUGAUAUCUGACCCGGACCCGGGUCAUCGUAGGGUCGCGCUCGCUCCACGUGGUCGAAUCUAAGAACGUAGACAUGGACGAAUGGCUGAGAUGGCAGGAGGAUCAGUACACGGAAUGGAAGGCACCCGUACCGUUUGAUGUGAAAAUGGCGGGAGGGACAUGAAACAACACAACCACCAUAGAUGCUGCUGCCUAAGCCUAACCUCUGCCCUACACACUACAAUUGCUUUGCCCUGAGUGGGUCCAACCUUGAACCGGACCCUUCCUUGGUUGGAUCAUGGCAUUGGCACCAGCCCAAAUCAGGUUGAAUGAUUCCUUAUGGGGUUGGAAUCAGGUAAUGGUUUAUAGGAUGGCGUGUUUCGUGAUUUAUGGUCAUUGGAUGUUCGCGUAAAUGUGUGGUUCAACGGUUAGAUCGUAAUUGGAUUGAUGGUAUAUUUAGUUAUGUGCUUGUUUUAUUGGUUUUGGUUAGAUUGAGUGAUUUGGCUACACGGGUUAAUACAGGUCGUGACUCAAUCAAGUUACUAAUAGUUUGAUGGUUGUAGGAAAAGGUCUAGAAAGCUCGAUUAAAUUUGAAAGGAAAGAGAUAGUUGUAUUGCUGAUAUAAAAUCAUAUCAUUCAA
Messenger RNA from Linum trigynum, 1914 nucleotides. The record is from the annotation of a GenBank genome assembly. NCBI's taxonomy places the organism in Eukaryota, Viridiplantae, Streptophyta, Magnoliopsida, Malpighiales, Linaceae.